GCGUGACUCUCAGACACGUGACCAGCGAGAAGCAAAGGAGGAUUGUGAGGCAGUGCAAACCCUAUUAUUUAUAUUUUGCUAAAUACAUUUUAAAAAUGCUGGACUUUGAACCGGAGCGAUACAGUACGAUGGAGAAUAGACUGCGAUUUCUAACUUAAAAGUGAAGAUGUCUUGGGAUCAUUAAGUCGCUCACUGAGUCUGUAGGUGACUGCCAGGAAGACUGAAAAGAUGAAUGCAUUAGUUGCCUUUUGUCACUUCUGUGAACUCCACGGGCCUCGGACGCUGUUUUGCACCGAGGCUGUUCAUCCACCAUCACCCUCGCCUCCUCAGCCUGGAUCAGCGUGGAUGCCUGACCGAGAACCUGAAGGAGAACGUGAUGGAGAGGGACUCACCAUGAAGGCCAACAGCUCAGACACACACAGAGCUGACAUGUGUGAGGGCUGUCGCUCCCUCCCUGUGUCUCACCCUGGCUUUGUGAGUGUGGACAGUGAGACAGGGAUUCGCUUCCUUAGUCAUCAGCACCCACGUCAGCCUCAGCUGUUCAGCGUGGUGCGGCAGGCUUGUGUGCGCAGUCUGAGCUGUGAGGUGUGUCCAGGUAGAGAAGGACCCAUCUUUUUUGGGGAUGAGCAGCAUGGUUUUGUGUUCUCGCACACGUUCUUCAUCAAAGACAGCCUGGCACGUGGCUUCCAGCGCUGGUACAGCAUUGUUAUAGUGGCCAUGGAUAGGAUCUACCUCAUCAACUCCUGGCCUUUCCUGCUGCGCCACCUCAAAAUCACCAUCCAGAGUCUGCAGAGCACAGCACUCCAGGUGUUUGAUAGCGAGCAGGUGGUGUGCCCUCAGAGAGCUGUACGGAUUUUUUCACCAGCAGGGUUUCCUCAUCAACGCAACGGCAAUGCAGCUCGUUCUCUAACCUCUCUUACCCAGCAUCCCAACCUGUGGGAGAGCCUGCACACUUCUUUCAGUUGGUUGCUAAAGGCAUGUGGGAGCCGACUGACUGAAAAAUUACUCGAGGGAGCGCCAACUGAAGACACACUUGUCCUCAUUGAAAGAAAAACAGAACAAGAAGAGGAGAUGAAUGCUGAGGGAGGAGACAGUAUAGCUCAGGAGAGCCAGUCAGACACCACACAGGACAGAGAUUUUCUGUGUGGUGAUGAUGGAAAAGAUGAAGAGCCUCUUGGUCCAAAAUUCAAAUCUCUGAGACAUUUACGACAGGUCCUUGGUGUGGCAGAGUUCAGACAGCUGGCAUGGCAUGUGCUAAUGGGAAACCAAGUAAUAUGGAGAGGCGAGGACUGUGGUCUUAUCCAGUCAGCUUUUAACAUGCUCAAGGCUUUGCUCCCAGUGGGUUGUGUUCGUGUGGUGCCUUACAGCACACAAUAUGAAGAAGCAUAUCGAUGCAAUUUCCUGGGUCUGAGCCCUGACGUGCAAAUCCCAGCUCAUGUCACUUCUUCCGAGUUCAUGGUGUUGGUAGAGGUGCUGAAUGUGGAACAGGGCAGAGCGUAUCCUGCAUACAGUGAUGAUCUCCUUUCACUGUACCAGUUCAAUAUCACCAGCGCUAAUACACAACCGACAGACAAAGGACCAACGCUGUUGAAUAAGAUCGAUCUGGCACUGGCUAAUGAGAAUCUGUCUGUGGAUGUGGUGUCUCAUUGUUUGCUCUGUCUAAAGGAGGAGUGGAUGAAUAAAGUGAAAGUGCUGUUUAAGUUCUCCAAGGUGGAUGGAAGGGGUAGGGAGGACACACAGAAGGUUUUAGCCCUGCUGGGGGCCACUGGACACGGAGAAGAGGAUAACGUGCGUCUCCUUAAGUUCUGGAUGACAGGACUGAGCAAGACGUACAAGAGCCAUCUAAUGACCGCCGUCCGAGGAGUAGAGAGAACACUGAGUCAAUAAGUGUGUGUGAGCGAGAGAGUGAACAUUAGCAGUGCUCCAAAACCAUUCCGUUGUGAAUAUGUGAGGUGGUGUGUUUUGAAGGGGUUUUUGUAUUGCAUCGUGUGUUUUAUGGGUGAAUUAAAAUUGUCUAAGAGUGAUGUAGCCACUUGCAAAACUGUUCAACUACAUGGAGAUUUUCAGCUGUCACAUUCUUACAAAUUUAUAUCAUUUCUCAGUUACUGACAAUAGGAGGGAUGCACAAUAUUCGAUUCAUUAUCAAAUCUUUGACUUUGGCAUUGUUAUUGCAAAAGGCUUUUCUUUUUCUUAAGGAGGUUCCUU
Ictalurus furcatus (blue catfish) is the source of this 2205-nucleotide messenger RNA. RefSeq names its product folliculin (gene flcn). NCBI's taxonomy places the organism in Eukaryota, Metazoa, Chordata, Actinopteri, Siluriformes, Ictaluridae. Gene Ontology annotation, biological process: negative regulation of transcription by RNA polymerase II; positive regulation of GTPase activity; positive regulation of TORC1 signaling. Gene Ontology annotation, cellular component: cytosol. Gene Ontology annotation, molecular function: GTPase activator activity. The transcript has 13 exons. Bases 229 to 1887 code for a protein of 552 amino acids. The record is from RefSeq and is a predicted model, not a curated record.